CAACAAGUAGUUCUCUUAGAUACAAUCCGAAACGAAACAAAUCAUAUCUAAAAUUCGAGAACGAGAAGACCGAAGAAAAUCAUCAAUCAAACAUGGCGGGUCACCACGCGAUGGAGGUUACAAAGACGGUGCUGGAGGUGGCGGACGUAGCUUGGACCGCCGUGGAAGUCUACCACCACCACCACAACCAUCACAGCGACGAAGGCGAGAAUCACGACGAGUCAACGAAUCCGAUCACCGAUCCACGAGAUCGAGAAAUAGAAGCUCUUCGGCAAGAGAAUCUCCGUCUCAGGACCUUGCUUGAAGCGAAUCUUAAGCUCUUUGAGACUCUCGCUGAAUCCGCUGCGUUGUCGCACGAUUGCCCUAAAGACAUCUAUGCGAGGCUUGUGUCGAUGGUUACUUCGAGGGACUUCUUGGCUCGAUUAGAAAGUCUAAGGCAAGCUUUGUCUCAUGGAACUCAAAAUCAGUUUCCCUUCAAAGAGCCUACAGAAGAUGAUGUACAGACUGUUGAAGUUCUUAUAGAGAUUGAUCAUCAAGAACCAAGCUGGUGGGUCUUGGUAACAGACGACAUGAUCCCUAGCAAUGUCGAGGAAAAAAGCGCCAUUGAUAACGACCAUUACAUUGUUGUGAAUGAGGAACAUGUGGUUGAUGCUGUUGCACACUUUUUAGCAAAAUGCAUCAUGUCAAACCCCAAAGCCAAGAUUCUCAAACCUGAAGAGCUUCAAAAGAUUCUGGCGCAAGAAGUUAGUGCUCUGAGCAAGGUAGGGAGGGUAGUGGAUAUAUGGCAUGCUGGGAAAAUGUUCUACACGUUUUCUACAUGGGGACUUGCUUUUGGAGGGUUAUAUCAAGCUCGUGGUGCGUUGAAGAUAGCUGCUAAGGGUGUUCAUGCAACAAGCAAAGUUGUUCUUAGGGCUCUCUGAAAGUUGUAUAAGAGGUCUAAUGCGAUGAAAGCAGGGAUGAUUCUCCACUUUCACAUGGUUUAUGUUUCUGUGUUGUGUUGGUGUGACUUUUAUUUUAGUUACUACUAUCAUUGGCUCAUUGCUUGUGUAAAUAGUGUAAAAAAGUGUGUGAUCAGAACUGUACUUUAAUUUACUUGAAUUAUCAUUUGUUCUUUGAUU
Molecule: messenger RNA, 1118 nt
Organism: Brassica rapa (field mustard)
Lineage: Eukaryota; Viridiplantae; Streptophyta; Magnoliopsida; Brassicales; Brassicaceae
Source: RefSeq, a predicted model, not a curated record